ACCACAACUUGCACCAUCAAGCCAGUGGUGCUUCUGGCUCAGAGCAGGCUAUCCUUCCUAGGAGGAACAGGGCAGGAGCAGAACAUCUAACUCAGGUAAGCCCAAGCUCAAAUUAGAGCAGGGGUGGUGAAAAUGUGGACUUCUAGAAGCUAUUGGUAUACAACUCCCACCACCCUUCAUUCAUCAUUGACUUUUCCGACUGGAACUGAUGGGCGUUGGUGGCCAACAAUAUCCAGAGAGCCACAGGUUCUCCAUCCUUGAUCGGUAUGCAUGAUUUUAUUUGUUUUGUUUUGCUUUGGGUGCUACUUCAAGUUUCAGUUGUCGGGAGUAAGAUUCAGGGCAAGGGUGAAGGGCCAACCCUUGUAUACAAGUGGUAAAUUUCAACAGCAUUUGUACCUCCUAAUAUACCUCAGAAAAAUAGGUUCUUUUAAGGAAUAACCAGGUGUGUGGUUUGAUAGACCUAUGUGUGCAUGAGAGGGGGAGAUUUCGCUCCAAAAUGUUUACCCCUGGACCUUCUUACACAGCUGCCAAGGAAGCACAGCAUAAAAUAAUGACACCAUCACUACAACACUGCUCACCCUCUGCCUUUUUUAAUAGCUCAAAGAGGGCUUUCGAGAUAGUCUUGCUGGAGGGAACCAGAAACCCACCUCCCUUUUCAUUCCCAUUUCCUAAUAUUGCAGGAGGCAUGGCAUCAGAACUGGAAAAGGCCUUCCACAGAUAUGCUGUGUAUGGAGACACAGCUGCCACUGGAACUGACAUGACGGGCAAGAACUUCUCCAAGAUGUUGAAGGAGUGUGGCGUGAUGGAUGGGAAACUUGUAACCAGCACUGAUGUGGAUAUCCUCUUCAACAAAGUCAAGUGAGCUGAGGGUGUGAGGGCUGGGUGGAUUUGCGUUUGGACAGGCGUUUUGGGCCAACCCCAUAGCUAAGGGCCACUGGAAGGUUGUCCUGGUCCAAGCCCUGUGUCCUCUCUACUGUGGAACGGCUCAACAAUCCUGCAAGCAAAAUCAGUUCAGCCUUUUCCAUAUGCUGUUAUGGAGAUAACAGCACUUGCCCUACCCUUCAGUAAGAUCAUAAGAACCUGCUGAAUCAGGCCAGUGACCCACCUAGUCCACCAUCCUGUUCUCACAGUGGCUGAUCAGAUGCUUAUGGGAACCCAAAAUCAGGCCCUGAAUUUGGCAGGAAACCCUUAGGGUUAACCCUACUCAAAGCUGACUCAUUGAAAUUAAUGAAUCAUUAAUGAAAUUAAUGAAGUUAGCCAGGCCCAAUAACUCCAAUGAGUCUAUUCUGAGUAGGACUAGCAUUGGAUACAUCCCAUAAGCAAUCCUACACACGAAGCAUAAUGAGGCAGCAGAGUCCUGAGCUGGACAGAUCUUUGAAUGCUUCUGGGUUGUUGUUUUUUGGGUUUUUUAAAUUCCUAUGCAAAUAGAAAAUGAGCACAUAAGGAAAACUGCAAGCCUGGAACUUUCCUCAUGGAUUUACUGGUUUCUACAUUCAGGGAGCUGGGUGGUUUUUUGUGUGUCCCCCCCAAAAAAAACUUGGGAUGCCAUUAAAGAUGGUUUCUCCCACCUGCGAUGUAAAGUGGUGCAAAUCCACACCAAGAUUCAUGUCAGCUGUGGGUAUGAUACUGUGUGUGGAUCUGUGAGCAAUUGGGAGGGUCUGCUGUAGGUGGGGCUCAAAGAUGAUGCCGUUCUCUUGUCUCCAGGAGCAAGGGUGCCCGCAACAUCACGUUUCCAGAGUUCCAGGAAGCCCUGAAGGAGCUGAGCACAAAACGCUUCAAAGGAAAGUCACCCGAAGAUGCUUUGGCAGCUACACACCAGAUGCUGGAAGGCAAAGAACCAGGCAAUGUGGGGGUAACGGUGAGUGACAAGGAGCUCCCCUGCAAAGGAAGAGCACAUCCAAACAGUCCUGCUUCCAUCCCCCCCCCUCCAAAAAUUAUUGGGCUCUUUUGGGCAAAACCACCACACAAACUGCCAAGGGUGGACCCUAAGGACCUGUCUACAAAACCAAGUUGCCAUGAGGCAGGACUGGGAACCUCAGCUCCAGGGGUCAAACGUGGCUGGACUGUGCCCUUGAACUUUGAUAAUGCCUCUUGCUUAUAGGAAUGGGGGACAGGCAACAGUGGGUGUAGAAACUAGUCAACUGCACUAUCACAGAGCUCUCCUGAUGGGGCAUUUUUGGUGGUCCCACAGGACCCUGAGGUUCAGCUGACCUUUACCAGCAGCCAAACUGUUAUUGUGGCAGGCCCUGCCCUUGCCAAUGGAAGUCUGGCAGGAGCCAUCCCUGCUCAUUUUUGGAUUUCUUCUAAAAACUGUGUAUCAUUCAGACGGACCUUUCAGAUUUGCCAGCCAGCUCCUCCUGAUGUGCUUGACAUUGUUCUUGUUUUUGCUGUAAUGCAUUGUUUUUCAUCCAUAUAUUUUAGAUGAAAGUGCGGUUCAUGGAUAUUUAAAGAAAUAAUUACAUUUGUUGUGGUGCCCACAUUUACCUCUGGUUUGGCCAACUAUUGGCAUGUGGCCCUCAGAAAGUUUCCCAGAUGGUAAUAUGGUCCUCAGGCUGAAUUCACCCUGCUGUACUAUCUCCACAUUGGCAGGUGUCAGCACACAUGUUAUCAUCGGGCAGCUGCUGUUGUGCAUCCUAAUUCACCUCUAUUCCCCCCCCCCAGCCGUUCUUUAAAUUUUCCACAAUGCUUCUCAGCAAGCAUUAUAUGUGGCACAAAAGGAAAUUGAACAGAUGGCUACUUCCAGCCCCUUGGUGCUGCUAGGGUCACUGCCACAACAGCCAGGCCAAUUGGGCCUCACCAGACCUCUUCCCCACUAUUAGACCUCUUCCCAAUAUAGAGCAGGAAUGGACUCAGUGCAAUCCUUAGAGCCCAACCACUUUAGGGAUAUAGUUCCAUCCUACCCAUGAGCCUUUACUGUACAGUCAAGGGUUGUGCGGACCAGCAGCAGUUUGUGCUGCCCCAUCCCUAAACUUUCCAUAGGCUGGAAUAAUCCCAUGACUCAGGCCCGCUGGCUUCGUCCAGUGUUGUGGGGGCUGGAGCACCCAGCCCACCCAGCACCUAUGCCAUGACUAAUCAGCACCCACCACAACCAUCACCACUUAAGUGUUCUGCUUGCUUGUCUUGCAGAAAACCGUCGCGGCUGGUGCAGUGGACCGGCUGACAGACACCAGCAAGUACACAGGUUCCCACAAGGAACGUUUUGACGAAAGCGGCAAGGGCAAGGGCAUUGCAGGACGUGCUGACCUGGUCAGUAACAGCGGCUACGUGGGUAACUACAAGGGGGCUGGAACCUACGACAAGUCCCACUAGAUGUGGGGCACAGCCUUCUGAAAACUCUGCCUGUUCCCACUGCCUUGGAAGGGUAGACAAUAAACAUCUGGCCUGACCUGUUGCUCUCCUGCGUCUUGUGUGUGCCUCUGGUACCUGAAAGAGGAGAGUGUUAAUACUCCCUUCUCCCGAUCUUAAGAGGAUAAGAACUUAAGGAGUGUCUGCUGGAUGAGGCCAAUGGCCCAUCUGAGCCUGCAUCCUGUUGUUACAAUGGACAGCCAGAUGCUGGAGGGAAACCCAGCAAGCAGGAGUCAACCACAAGAGCGCUCUCGUCUUCUGUGAUUUCCAGUUGCUUCCCAAGCAUCGCUGCCUCCCAACUGUGGUGACAGAGCACAGGGAUCACGGCUAGUAGCCAUCAACAGCCAUGAAUUUACCAAAUCCAUCCUGUGGGAGCGAGUUCUGUAGUUUAACUAUGCACUGGAUGAAAAAAUACUUUCUGUUCUGAUUCUUCCAACCCUUCCCAGUUGGGUGUCAACAGUGAAUCUGAUCAGCAUCCCCUCAAUUCCUUCUUCCAAGUCAUUUAUAAAGAUGUUGAACAACAAAGGGCCCAGGACAGAACCCUGUGUCACCACACUUGUCACUUUUUCCGAAGCUGUGUGUGGCAGACACCAUCAAAUAAAACUUUCUGCAUGUCAUGCUGC
This is a messenger RNA of Podarcis lilfordi (Lilford's wall lizard), 3968 nucleotides long. Lineage: Eukaryota; Metazoa; Chordata; Lepidosauria; Squamata; Lacertidae. The record is from the annotation of a GenBank genome assembly.